This is a messenger RNA of Aspergillus caelatus, 1244 nucleotides long. RefSeq lists its product as uncharacterized. Bases 1 to 1188 code for a protein of 395 amino acids. NCBI's taxonomy places the organism in Eukaryota, Fungi, Ascomycota, Eurotiomycetes, Eurotiales, Aspergillaceae. The transcript has 2 exons. The record is from RefSeq and is a predicted model, not a curated record.
AUGGUUUUUAAGCGACCAUGGGCAAAGGUGCAAAUCUCUUUGGCCGACAGCACCAAAAGUUAUACACCGGGCGACAGAAUUGAGGGAACCGUGUUCUUUACUCCUCGAAGACAAAUUGCCCUACAUCAGCUACGUCUAUCUUUUGAAGGUAAAACUGUAGUGCGCGUGGACACCAAUAAAACCAACAUACCGCUCCCCCAAACUACGGCUUCUAAGACCUUUCUUCAAAUGGAACAACCACUCUACGAUAUGCUUUGUCUGAAGGCCGAGGCACUGCAAAUUGGCACAGAAUAUCGACUGCCUUUCGAGUUUGUCGUUCCUGAAGAAUUGCUGCCACAUGUUUGUCAAAAACACCAUCGUCACGAGCAGGUUCAUUGGGAACACCUGCGGCUGCCUCCUAGUCUUGGCAAGAGCUCACAAACCUAUGACGAGAAGACAGAAGACAUGACAACCAGGGCAAUGGUCAUACAAUACCAUGUCAGAUUCAACAUCUUGGAAAGUAGCCAAAAGCACGGCAUGUUGUCUACCGUCGGAGAUUGGACGCAACCGGUGCAUAUUCGCUCACCGCGCCUUGAGCGAGCACCACUUUUAGUGCAUGAGAAUAGCAAAUUCUACUGCCUGAGCCAGCAAAAACACAUCACCAAGGGCCUUUGCCGAAGACGACUAGGGCUUUUGUCCGUGCAGACAACUACACAAUUGUCAAUAGAUCAAAGGGAGGUAUCAGCCGUGCUACCCAUCAAGAUAAAUUUGAAAUACAAUUCAACUGCAGGGUCCCGGUUACCGAAACUUUCUCGUAUACAGCCCGAAUUGAAUGUUCUCACCAGCUUUGGUCUGACGCCGUGGUCAGACUUUCCUGAUCUAACAGAACCGUCCACAUGGGACCAGCAUAACGACUAUCACGAGCACGCUAUAUGCCUGAAAACAGUCACUCCGUCGUUCUUGCAUUGGCGAAGAGAUCCUGGUGUCAGGGGUAAUACACGCCAUGCAUUCCCUGCAACAGAUACAGUAUACACUGCGACAUUGGAGGUGCCAAUUACUUUCCCCAGUCAUCUUCCUUCAACUCCAACCUUUUACUCUUGCCUCGCUGCAAGAACAUAUUCGUUGAGAAUAUCACUAUGUUUUCUAGUGGAAGAGCAGCGGAGCAAGACGUUGACAGUAUCAUUGACAAUACCAUUACAAAUAUGUUAAAAGUACGGAGGUGUGUUCCAAAAGUUAUCGAACUACGCUAGUGUAAGCUUGGCAAU